AUGGAUGACAUCGAAGCCUUGCGGCGAAAGCUCCGAGAGGCUGAGAACCGCGCCCUAGAGGAGCAACGACGGCGCGAAGAGGCUGAGAACCGCGCUUUGCAGGACCAACACCGACGCCAAGUAGCCGAAGCACUCACCGCAGCUUCCCAGCCACAGAACCUUCAGCAAUAUCUCGAGACAUGUCAUUCGCUUCAUCUUGCUAUUGAGGUGGUAACAAAUCGAUCUUUGACUACGCAAGGAGAAACCACCCACCCCACUGGCCGAAUUUUCCCUCGACGAAUUAUCCCCUGGGACGAUUUUGCAAUGAGACAAGAGGAGAUCUGGAACGACCUGUCGAUUAGCGAGCUGUUUUGUGAACCAGCAUAUCCGUCUAAUCAUCAGAUGGAAUACGUCAGGUCAUUGCUCAAACCUUUUAGCAGUGAAGUUGGGCUCCGGGAUUUCGAGCGCGAUGUGGUAGAAAACGCGGUUCAGAACGCAAGGAUCUGCCCCGAAGCAGGCGCCAGCUCCCAAGUCCCGUCGCAAAGCGAGGGGAAUGGGCAAUCGGGCGGAUCAUUUUGUAUAUACAGGACUUCAGAGUGCCGAAAUGUCCCAGCCCUUGCUAUUGAGUACAAGGCACCGCACAAAUUAAGUCUCGACGAAAUCAUCACUGGUCUUGAGGCGGAAGUUCAGCCGGAACGUGAUGUGAUUAACAAGGACAGUCAGGGCUUUGUCUUGACUGCCCGACGCCUUGCCGCCGCUGUGGUCACUCAGCUCUUCUCGUACAUGAUCGGCAAGGGCAUUCAGUUUGGUUAUAUAUGCACGGGUCAGGCAUUAGUCUUGCUUCAUAUCCCGAACGAUCCUUCCACCGUCUACUUCUCGGUAUGCGUGCCAAAUCAAGAUGUAAUGGACGACGACGAGACGAGUCUCCGUUGUACAGCCGUUGCACAGGUUUUCGCUUUCAUUCUCCAGGCUCUCCACGCCAGGCCACCACCUCAGAUGUGGCAUGACGCGGCCGAGACACUCGGUAUAUGGACUGUCGAGUACGAUGAUAUUCUGAGGGAUAUCCCACCAUCGGAGCGCAAACGCAAAGAGCCACGUGCGUCUCCUUAUAGACCACAACAUUGGAAGGGCUUUAAGAGAUCCCCAAUUCGGACUCGCUCCCGCUGCCAGCAACCAGGCACCAGCGUUGAACAGCCGAAGGAGGAUGACGAAGAUCCCCCGUCGCCUACUCCAAAUCCAUCUCGCACAAGUGUUGAGGGCGCAGAUCUUGUCUGCCUGCAGCACGAAAAGGAUAUAUAUGACCACCUCCAACCCAUCCAGGGAGAGUACGUCCCUAUAUGCUUGGGCAUUAUUGUUCUGGCCAUACCAUAUUAUUAUGACAGCGGCAUUUGGGUGCAUUUCAUGUUCCUCAGUUGGGCUGGACAACCAAUUCUUGACUGUGUUGACCCGGCUAUGAAAGCAGGUAUUGCCACCGCUGUUGCCAUGGCCUACAGAGCAGUGCACAAGUUGCGCGUUCUUCACCGUGACGCACAGCCCCGUAAUAUCCUAUACAAUACGACUAGUCGUGGGUUUAUGGUUGUGGAUUUUGAGCGCGCGGAGUUCCACUGUCGCCGGCCGUUGGUCUCAAUUGAGCCGAACCUGAAUCGGAAGAGAAAGCGUAGGGCAGUACAGAAACAAAAGAAGAACGACUUUGCGAGAGAGCUGGAGUCUGCCGUGGCAAAUGCAUUAAGUUGUGUCGUGAACUUACCCUUUUGA
Molecule: messenger RNA, 1734 nt
Organism: Metarhizium brunneum ARSEF 3297
Lineage: Eukaryota; Fungi; Ascomycota; Sordariomycetes; Hypocreales; Clavicipitaceae
Source: RefSeq, a predicted model, not a curated record